This is a messenger RNA of Onychostoma macrolepis, 651 nucleotides long. Its product is annotated as caldesmon-like. Bases 118 to 465 code for a protein of 115 amino acids. Lineage: Eukaryota; Metazoa; Chordata; Actinopteri; Cypriniformes; Cyprinidae. The transcript is spliced from 3 exons. The record is from RefSeq and is a predicted model, not a curated record.
CCUGAGAACUGGAGGAGGCAAGACACUAAAAAGAAGAAGAAACAGGAUACAGAAGGCAGAAAACCUGAGGAAACAAACAGUCAUCAGCAAACGCUUUCCAUCUUCAAAGAACUGAAAAUGGGAAAUGAUAACUCGGGUGAAAAUAGGCAACGUGCAAGAGCUGAUGCAGCUGAGGCGGAACAAAGGAGAAUGCAGGAAGAAUUUGGAAGAAGGCAACAACAAACAGAAUUACAGAGAGCGAGAGAGGAGCAAGAAGCAGCGGAGGAACGAUGCAGAAUCCAAGCAGAAAAACAUGCACUACAGGAACAAUUCCAAAAAGUUGAACAUGAAAGAAAUAUACAGAGAAUGAAAGAAGAAGAGAAGAUAAGAAUCUACAAAGAGAACAGAUUUAAAGAGGAAGAAGAAAGGAAAAGAAUUCACAUAGAGAAGCAAAACGUACAAAAAGAAAACAAGACAGUUAGUUAAACCGUUUCUAUGGUUUAUUAACAGGAGACAUUUUAAUUUCUAUUCAUCAUACAGAAAGAUAGAUGCACAUCACCUAAAACAUUGUGAAGAUUUUAUUUUUCUUCUUCCAUAUGUCUACUGUAAAGCACUUUGUAAACUUUUUGUUUUAAAAGAUGCUAUCAAAAUAAAGUUUUACAUCUUAUUUUC